This is a messenger RNA of Acanthopagrus latus (yellowfin seabream), 1796 nucleotides long. RefSeq names its product SH3 domain binding glutamate-rich protein (gene sh3bgr). Bases 145 to 1020 code for a protein of 291 amino acids. The transcript has 14 exons. Gene Ontology annotation, cellular component: cytoplasm. The record is from RefSeq and is a predicted model, not a curated record. NCBI's taxonomy places the organism in Eukaryota, Metazoa, Chordata, Actinopteri, Spariformes, Sparidae.
AAGAUGCGUUUACGGUCGUCAAGGUAACCCACUAUAGAACUGCUAACUAAGGGUUCAGAGUAAAACGGGAAACCUGGGCUUUAUUAGACCUGUAUUCAAAAAGAAAAACAUCUUAAUGAUAGAACUGGAGCUACAUAGAGGGAAAUGGGCCAGUUUCCCAUGUUGUUGGGGGGGAACCCUGUUCAAGGACCCCAAACAGGCCCGUGGUCCCCGCGGUUGGAAACUAAAGCCGUACAACCUACAGUGCUGAUCAAGAAGAAGCAGCAAGAUGUGGUCGGUUUCCUGGAGGCUCUCAAGGUGGACUACACUCCGCUGGACAUCGCCUGCAACGAGGAGAACCGCAUGUGGAUGAGGCAGAAUGUCCCCAGUGAGAAGAAACCCACCAACGGCAUCCCCCUCCCCCCUCAGAUCUUCAACGAAGAAAGCUACUGUGGGGACUAUGACACGUUCUUCGAUGCCAAGGAGGACAACUUGGUGUACACCUUCCUGGGGCUGCCCCCUCCUCCUGGGUCAAAGGAAGCAGAACAGACCGACAAGGAGCACAUUGUGGAGAACGGGACCCAUGCUGCGGAAACUAAUGAGGAUGGGAACCUUGAUGACACAAUAGAUGUUCCAGUGGAGGAGCGCAAUGGGCAUGCACACGAAGAGGAGGAGGAGGAGGAGGAGGAGCAGGCAGCUGGUGAGGAGGAGGAAGGUGAGGGUGGUGAAGAGGAGGAGGAGGUAGCGGAGGGAGAGGCGGCAGAUGAUGAAGCCAUGGAAGGAGAAACAGCAGGAGACGAGGCCCCCGCUGAGGAGGAUGAGGAGGAGGAGGCGGUGGAAGAAACCGACGAGGUCACAGAAGACACAGAGGGCCGUGCAAUGGAAGAAGAGCAGGAAGAAGCUGAUGAGGACAGGGAGGAAGAGGAUUUGCAGUCAGAGGAGGAAGAAGAGCUACGACAGCUUGAGGAAGAAGAAGAGGCUGAAGUUCAAGAGGAAGAGGAGGAAGACGUGGAAGAAACACAGGAGGAAGAGGCGGAGUAGUUAAAGCCAGGCGACGUCAGCGAUGUUGGCUUACUGAUAUCCAGCCCGAAGGAGCCUCCUGCUCUGUCCCUUCCUGACCCCUGACGCUUGACCCCCCUCAGCCACGUCAGACAGCCCCUUCCCAAGGCCGCACUGGAUCCCACUGGAAACCGUCCUUCAUGUGCUUGAAGGCAACGUCUGAACUGAAAAGACCCCCCUCCCACCCCAUCCCUUUUUCUUUUGACUGCAAUGUUGACUUAAUUUUUAUAUUUUGCUAGUAGAGACAUACUGUACUGAAAAUGCGCAGAGUAGCCCAGUGGUGUUUGUUUUUAAUGAGUAGCUUUUGUAAAAUGCAAAACAGUUAUUUUGUUAAACUCAGACUUAUUUCUCAUGUUUUGCUCCUAGAGAUUCUCGUUUCCUAACACAAAGAGGCAGUGACCUUUUCAGAGAAACUUUACCUUGGCAUACCUUCGCUUGUGGCCUCACAUCCAAAGGUUUAUAACUCACGCUUUAGUGAGUGUUCUGUCCUUUUAUCGCAGUAGUCUCACCAAUGUUGUGCCUCGAUGACUCUUUCUAUUCUUCCAACUGAAUGUACAAAUGCAACCUAAGACUUCUAACAGCCACGUGAGGGAGAAAAUAUGCACAUACUGCCAGACUGCAAACGAACUCCACCGCCACUACAAUUACUCCUGCCGAUACUGCUGUCUAAUCAAUGCACUUUGUUGAAUGAAGAGUGAAACAUGUGACUAAGACUUGGAUGCAAUGGAAAAUGCAAUAAAGUAGACCGGUAAAAAAAA